ACUAGGUGUAUCACACAAUCAGUUUACAUUCAGAAUUCUCCGUAUUAGGAGCUCAAAUAUUUCUCCGUUUUAUUUCAAAAUUUUUUGGUGAAAAAAGUGUGUUUAUAAAAAUAGUAAAUCGAAGAAGGUUCCCUUAAAUUUAGAUAAUUUUAUAGGAUUUAUACGACUGACUUUUGAUACAUGAAAUGGGCGACAAAAUAGAGGAAAUUAAAAGCAUGAGUGGUAGAUCGCCGAUGGGUGAUGGAUCGUUUCUUGGUGAAUCAUUUAUGCCGAAUACCGAAAAUAUUCGACAAUUAUAUGGCGAUAUGUGCCUGAUGCAUUUUGCUAGAGAGGCUGCAGGAUCCCUAAAUACGAGCGAGGAAAACCAAAGUUCUAAAGAAAACUUAUCUGAUGCAAGCCAGGCGAGCAUUGGAAUGGAUGACGCUCAUCAACUAAUCAGUCAGAUGCGUGGUCAUCCAAUGGCUAAGGAAUGUGACAUGAAGCCAAGGAAAUCUGCUUCCAAGCCAAUGAAAUCGUGUGCCAAGCCAAUGAAAUCGUGUGCCAAGCCAAUGAAAUCGUGUGCCAAGCCGAAGAAGUCCUGCGCCAAGCCGCGAAGAAAGUCGGCUUGUGGGAAACCAAAAAGAAAACCGGCAUGUGCUAAGCCAAAGAAAAUGGCAUGUGCUAAGCCAAUGAAAUCGGCUUGUGCCAGGCCAAAAAAAUCUGAAGAAGACGAGUGUGAGCAACCCAAGUGCAGCAAGCCGGGUCCGGUCACCAACAAUGGCUACCUUAACUUCUUGCGUUCAUUCCGCAAAAAGAAUUGCGGUCUCAAGCCUCAGGAGAUUUUCAAAGCGGCCGCCAAAGCCUGGUGUGCUAUGUCCGAGGAGAAAAAGGAUCGCUACCGCCGCAUGGCCUGCAAGGUCACACAAAGCGACCGCCACAAGCGUCGUCGUAUCUGUCAAGGCACAUAGUUCGCUAUUGGUGAUCAUCCAUCAUAAUUCCGGCAUCCUUUUCGAUUUCAUGCGAUUUUAACGUCUGUCAAUUGUGGGUCACUUUAAAAAUGUUAUAGCUAAGUUGGCUAAGGCUACGGUUUUUUUUAGGAGUAUAGAAAAUUACAAUGUUUAAAAAUUACAAAAUUAAAAAAAAAAA
Messenger RNA from Drosophila ficusphila, 1125 nucleotides. Its product is annotated as protamine-like protein 99C. The transcript is spliced from 3 exons. The record is from RefSeq and is a predicted model, not a curated record. The coding region runs from base 186 to 947 and encodes 253 amino acids. Gene Ontology annotation, biological process: spermatogenesis; sperm DNA condensation. NCBI's taxonomy places the organism in Eukaryota, Metazoa, Arthropoda, Insecta, Diptera, Drosophilidae.